This is a messenger RNA of Saccoglossus kowalevskii, 2030 nucleotides long. Its product is annotated as zinc finger protein 711-like. NCBI's taxonomy places the organism in Eukaryota, Metazoa, Hemichordata, Enteropneusta, Harrimaniidae. The record is from RefSeq and is a predicted model, not a curated record.
CCCAUCAUGGCGGUGUGACGAAGAAGUUGUUGUGAUACGUGUUACAUAGCUCGACCGAUUUUCUGCCAAUAUUUAUCUCAAAAAGCCAACUUCAUAAUGGAAACACCAGCUAUAUCAACUCCAGUAUUCUCAAAUGAUGUGACUGCAUCUGGACAGGUUCUGUCAGCAUCCAAAGAAUUCCUGUAUCUGGCAUCAAAAAAGAUGUUUGACAUAUUUCUGGUGGAGAUGUAUAAAUGUAAGCUGUGUACUGUUAGUUUUAGUAGUGUUAUGCGUGAUAGCAUCAUCAAUCAUUUCAAAACUAAACACCAGGAAGUGUGGGAUUCUGCUGUAGGCUCUGAUGAGCAAGUCAUCAACAUUUCACUUUUAACUCUCAAAAAGGCUAGCAUUGGAAGUAACAAUAUCAAUAAGUCAUCAUCUUUCAGUGAUGAGCUACAAGAACCAACACCAGUUACUGGAAAGUUACCAUUGCAUGAGAGUUCUACAAAGGACAAUUCACCAAAUGCAUCCACAGAUGGGAAAAGAAAGAGGAAGACCAGCUGUCCAAAGAAACAUAUCGAUCCAAAUAAAGUGCAGGUUGUGGAAGAGUUAACUGGUGGUCGAUGGCUGAGGGACUGGAAAGUAACCAAAACAAUAAAACUUGAAAAUACUUUUGAUGGCAGUGAUGAUGAAGAUUAUGACAAAGGAUGUGUAAGUGACAUCAAAACAGAUAUACCAUUUCUGCAAACCAUACCUACACAAGGCACAAAUAUUGUUCAAAGUUGCAGUGAAAACAGACUACAACAGCAUCAUCGAGCCACGGAAGAAAAAUGUGCAGGUCCAGCAAGUCCCCUCUGGGAUAAAAUGUCAAUGCGAUUUUUCUGUAAGUCUUGCAAUGUGAAAUUCGCUGACCAACUUGGUAUGACGAAACACAUCACAGAUGUGCACCAAAGUGGUAUGUUUCAGUGUCCUUUCUGCGAGAAGUUGAUUGCCUUUGCUGAUCAGCUUGAGCGACACUCGUAUAAAUGCAAACUAAAGAAAAAGAAGCUAGAAAAAGAGCAGAAACAAUUGCAGAAGACAACUGAAACGCAUAAAUGCCCUAAAACUUGUAAGGAUAAGUCUGCGUUGAGGGAUCAUGUAACUGUAAAUGCUGCAUCUAGAAACUUUAUUUGUGAGGUAUGCGGCAAAGACUAUAAAAACCAGAGAAGUUUACUCAAACACCGAGAAGUUCACAGAGGAAAAAUGUUCUCGUGCCAAGAGUGCAACUACAAAGCUCCCAUCAAAAGUUACAUAGAAGUGCAUGUUAGACGUAGCCACACACAAAAGCCAGUUUAUAAAUGCGAUUUGUGUAACUUUCAAACAUUAUUUAAACAGAACUUUGAUAAACAUAUCACUGUGACUCACUCCAGUGAAAGGAGGUUUAUGUGCGAUAAAUGCCCUCGGGUUUACAAAGAUAAAAGUCACCUGAUGCAACAUAUGCACUGCCAUGAUGGCAAGGAACAUAAAUGUCCACAGUGCAACUAUGUAGGAACAACUGCAUUGAGACUCAAGGCUCAUGAGAAAAUUCACUUGCCAAAAGAAAUGUGGAGAAAAAAAUGCCCAUACUGCAACUGGAGAGGAACUCUUAAGAGCGCCCUCAUAAGACACAUGCGAAACCACACUGGUGAGAGACCAUUCAAAUGUGAAGACUGUGGACUUGGAUACAUUGAAAAAUAUGGACUUACAAAGCACAUACGGAAUAAACAUCCAGGAACAUAUAUUCCCAAUAUCACAAAUGGAUCUCAAGUAGAAGUUGAGCAGACAAUAUCCAAGCGUGAAACAUGUACCGAUUUUCCUCAAAAUGUGGUGCAGUGCUAUGAUGGAAUUUGAUGUGAUAUAUAUUUCUCCUGGAAAAAACACUAUGUGCUAUAAAAUUUCACAUAGCCUUUUAUUUUUGAUGUACAGCCCACUCAUUCCUUUUUUUAUUACAGGUAUACACUUAUCCCUUUUACAUAUCCAUUAUGAUCACUAUCACUUGGAACAUUUUGCAAAAAUAUCAUUAUGUAUAUUUUAUU